Molecule: messenger RNA, 1182 nt
Organism: Psilocybe cubensis
Lineage: Eukaryota; Fungi; Basidiomycota; Agaricomycetes; Agaricales; Agrocybaceae
Exons: 11
Coding region: 1-1182 (393 amino acids)
Biological process (GO): protein N-linked glycosylation; cell wall mannoprotein biosynthetic process
Cellular component (GO): membrane; Golgi apparatus
Molecular function (GO): alpha-1,2-mannosyltransferase activity
Source: RefSeq, a predicted model, not a curated record
AUGAGACUGCUCGCGAGCUCGCCGGUACGGAUCGCAGCCAGUGUAAUGGGCCUCGUGAUUCUGCUGCACUUUCUAGCCACGUUCACGCAUGACGGCUACGCGCGCGCCACCUCCCUUCAGCGGUUCACCCAAUCAUCAUCAGAGACCUCAAAGUCUGUUCAAAAUCCCUCAAUCCCUCCUUCACAUGACAUCGAGCCCCUUCCUGGCUCCGAAGCCUAUCCAUCAUCUUCAUACACGCGUGUAAACGCUACGUUCGUCAUACUUUGCCGCAAUGACCAACUCUGGGACACUAUGCGAUCUGUGCGAGAGAUCGAGGACAAGUUCAACCACAAAUAUCACUAUCCAUAUGUAUUCCUCAACGAGGUGCCGUUCACUGAGGAGUUCAAAUACCGGUUGAAGACGAUGGCAUCUGGGAAAGCCGAGUUUGGGCUCAUACCGCGGGACCACUGGUUCCAGCCUGACUGGAUAGACGAAGCUAAAGCGUCAAAGUCAAGAGAGAAAAUGCAGUCCGAGAACAUCAUCUACGGAGGCAGCCUCUCGUAUCGUAACAUGUGUCGCUUCAACUCCGGUUUCUUCUUCCGGCAUCCAUUGAUGGAGAAGUACAAGUGGUAUUGGCGCAUCGAACCCGACGUUCACUUCCACUGCAACAUUCUCUUCGACCCGUUCCGAUACAUGGAGGAAAACAAUAAGAUAUACGCAUUCACGAUCUCGAUGAUCGAGUAUGAGGCGACUAUACCCACGCUCUGGGGCCAUGUCAAAGAUUUCGUCAAGAAAUACCCACAAUACGUUGCAAAGAACAAUGCGAUGGGAUUCAUCUCCGAUGAUGGGAGCGGUGACCGAUAUAACCUUUGCCACUUCUGGAGCAACUUUGAGAUUGCAAACAUGGAGUUCUGGCGCGGUGAAGCUUACAUGAAAUUUUUCGAGUACCUUGACUCACAGGGCGGGUUCUACUACGAGAGAUGGGGUGACGCACCUGUACAUUCUAUCGCUGCCUCAAUCUUCGCACCGCGCGAGCAGAUUCACUUUUUUGACGAGAUUGGGUACGAGCACGCGCCGUACACGCAUUGUCCAAAGGAAGGGGACAAUUGGGAAAAGGGCAAGUGUACGUGUCGGCCGGACAACAACUUUGAUUUUGACGGUAUAUCGUGCCUCAACAAGUUCCAAAAUUUCAUGAAAUCAUGA